AAUUUCACUUUCACAUUCCAGUUGCCUCAAAAUCAUGGCUUCCCCAACACUGAUAACCCCAUCUACUUCCAAAUCUCAGCCUCUCAUCAUCCCUCUCAAACCCAAAUCCUCCAUUUCCGCCGCUGCAACAACCACCACCCACCAUUACUCCCGCCGCCGCGAGUUCCUGUCUUUGACGGCCUCUGUUCUAGCGCCGUCGUGGGUUCUGUUCCCUCCAGCUCCGGCACUAGCGUCGUCUGACGAGGAGUACGUGAAGGACACAACCGAGGUGAUAGGCAAGGUGAGAACGACGAUCACCAUGGAUAAAAACGACCCGAAUGUGGCGGCGGCGGUGGCGGAGCUUCGAGAAAGUUCCAAUUCUUGGGUGGCUAAGUACAGGAAGGAGAAAUCCCUGUUGGGACGAGCUUCGUUUAGGGAUAUGUAUUCGGCUCUGAAUGCGGUUUCCGGGCAUUACAUUAGCUUUGGGCCGACGGCGCCGAUUCCGGCCAAGAGGAAGGCCAGGAUCUUGGAAGAGAUGGCCACCGCCGAGAAGGCUCUGUUAAGAGGGAGAUGAAAAAUCAUGCGAGGGAUCUUUCAUCAUUUUUUUUUUCCCCUAAAAUUCGGUAAUAAUAAUAUUUAAUAUUUGAAUUUAA
This is a messenger RNA of Cucurbita moschata (crookneck pumpkin), 632 nucleotides long. RefSeq names its product photosystem II repair protein PSB27-H1, chloroplastic-like. Gene Ontology annotation, biological process: photosystem II repair; photosystem II assembly. The coding region runs from base 35 to 553 and encodes 172 amino acids. NCBI's taxonomy places the organism in Eukaryota, Viridiplantae, Streptophyta, Magnoliopsida, Cucurbitales, Cucurbitaceae. Gene Ontology annotation, cellular component: chloroplast thylakoid lumen; photosystem II. The transcript has a single exon. The record is from RefSeq and is a predicted model, not a curated record.